AUUUAGGAAAAGUAAACAACUAUCGUUAAUACAAAAUCGCUUUACUGAGGAAAUUUUAUUGAAAUCAUCAAGCUCGUCUUCAAACACUUAUCAUCAUCAUCAUCAUCUACACACAUUGCCAUCUCGCCGAAAUCGACACCCUCAAUUACGAUUGAAGUUUAUCGUCACUCACCACCCAUUUCGUUUUCGUUUCGUUCAACAUCAUCAAAAGGUUACCCAUCAUCGGCUUUACCCUAACCAUCCACCAUCUUCGUAUAUCUGUCAUACCAAUCAUCAUUAUUUCAUUUGUUUUAACCAGGAACACCACAACCUUCUUCUUCACUCCACCCUCUUUACCACCAAAAACCAUAUGCUUAUAUUUGAAAGACAUCAGAAGGCAGGUUGCAAUGCAUUAACCCCACUUUUUACUGGAAUAAUGAUGAUUAGAAUCUUAGUUUUGAAAGAGGGAAGUCAGGAUUUUCUAUUUUUUUUGUGUCCGGUUAACGCAUGCCAACUGCUCGACGAAUUGCUCUUGCAAUUUUGCAUCAGAAAUUUUGUUGUGGGUUUGACUAUUUCCAUGGACUUUGAGCAAGAACUUUGGGUCUUGUACAAAUCAGAUCUCCUGGAAAGAAGUACCAACAGCGAAGCAUGGGAUUUAUACUUGAAGCAUCUAAUCCUCAAAAUUUUGUUAGAAAUUUUGAUUUCCGUUGCAGAUGUAAUACAAGAAGCACCACAACAAGCAUCAAUAUAUUUACAAGCAGAACCUCUACAACAAUUACCAUUGGAAGAAGUGUUUAAACAAGAAGAACAACAAAUAAAAAUCCAAGGGGAAUAGAACUUGCAUUUUGAAAAACAGUAAUUUUGUUUGUUUUUGUUUUAUUUAACGUAUUUGGUUUUUGAAACUAAUAGAAUGAUGUUGAUAACCUUUAUGCAAU
Messenger RNA from Lactuca saligna, 914 nucleotides. Lineage: Eukaryota; Viridiplantae; Streptophyta; Magnoliopsida; Asterales; Asteraceae. The record is from the annotation of a GenBank genome assembly.